Messenger RNA from Capsicum annuum, 414 nucleotides. RefSeq lists its product as uncharacterized. Bases 1 to 414 code for a protein of 137 amino acids. The transcript has a single exon. The record is from RefSeq and is a predicted model, not a curated record. NCBI's taxonomy places the organism in Eukaryota, Viridiplantae, Streptophyta, Magnoliopsida, Solanales, Solanaceae.
AUGGCCACCAAAGCCACUGUUGUUAAUGCAGAUAACACUGCCAGCAGCACUACCAUCAUGCAGUUUAAUCCUACAUCUCAACUACCUAUCAAACUUGCAGGCAACCACAACUUUCGAACCUGGAAGGCACAGGUGUCGAUGCUCAUGCACGAACCCAACCUUUUCGGUCACCUUGAUGGCACAAUCGCUGCUCCUCCGACCACACUUACAGAAAAUAAUGAAUUCACUCCUAAUCUAGCUUAUACUAACUGGUUCCACCAAGAUCAGCUAGUUCAGAAUGCCAUCUUGGCAUCGGUGGAACCUACACUUGUAUCUACUGUUGCAAUAGACAAAACGGCCAACAAAGCAUGGGAAUCCCUGCACACUUUCUUCGCAAACAAAUCUCAUACUAGAAUUAUCAGUCUCCAAGAUUAA